AUUCAACCCAAUGGAACCCAUACAAGACGACAACGAUCAGAUAAGUUUCCAAUACGCCAACGACUGUGACUUAGAGAUCCAUUGCUCCCCAUUUGGGUUGUCUGGGCUCUACAUCAAAGUUAAGGGCACAAACAUCAUGGGUGUGGGCAGCACGAUGGGAUUGAUCACAGGGUCCACAAAAGGGUUAAUUCACUACAACGACCUGCAAGAUCUUAUGGACCAAAAGUACAAGCUUUACCUCGUGGUGGAGGACGACGGGAUGUUGCGGAUUGAUUUCACGAAGAUUUCGCCGUUGGCACAGGGGUCGGAAGAUAUAUCUGCUGGGCCUGCGGGAGUGAAGCUCAACAAAAAGGACGAAGAGCUGGUGGGGAAAUCCCCUGCGUCGGUGAGCACGGGCGGCAGCUCACUGUACCAGUCGUCUUCAAAAUCGCCCAAGCCGCUUGACAAGAUCGAUACGGGGAAUACGCUUGAGGGAGAAACCAACUUGGAAGAGGACUCAAUGCCGUCGUUGAUAUUUCGGGGCAAGUGCCCAGACGGGAGGCCGAGCCAUAUUCAGCCGUUUAUAGGGAUUUUCUCGUUUGAGAGAGAAGACUAGAGAUCUUAUGGUUUUCGUAUAGGAUAAUAAAUGGUAGAGGUUGGGGAAUGCACGUGACACUUGGGUAG
Molecule: messenger RNA, 663 nt
Organism: Yamadazyma tenuis ATCC 10573
Lineage: Eukaryota; Fungi; Ascomycota; Pichiomycetes; Serinales; Debaryomycetaceae
Source: RefSeq, a predicted model, not a curated record